AUGGCGCCGAUACCCAAGACGAUCGGCGAGUUCUCAGUACUCCCCCUGAGCAUACCACCAUUACCAUCCUAUCCGCACACCGUCACCCACCACCUCUACCUGCGACGCCACCAUCCCAAAAAUCCCACCCCCGACGACGAUCGCUGUCUGUUUGUGACCAAUGUGCCCGUCGACAGCACUGAGCCCCACUUCCGCGCCAUCAUAGCAGGCCUCAUAGGGGCCGGGCGGUUCGAGUCGGUACGGUUCGAGGCAGAGAACAAGGCCUCCGUCGCGUCCCUCGAGCCUGCGCAGGCCGCGCGACUGUCUGCCCUUGCCUCGAGAAAACGAAAGCGGGGGGACGACUCCGCAGACUCAGAGGAGGAGGAGGAUGACGAGGAGGAAGAGGUUGCACGACUGCCUACGACAUGGACGCGACCGCUCCAGAAAAGUGGCAGCACCGCCGUCAUUGUCCUGGCAGAUGGGAAGAGUGUCGACCUCGUCCUUAAGGCGGUCACGAGAGCCCACAAGACCAAGAAGUUCCCCGUAUGGGGAGAAGGCGUGCAGGAGAAAGUCCCUCCCCUCGGAUCGCAUUGGCUCAGCACCCACAACAAGCUCGCCUACCCGCCCCAGGAGCUGCUGCAGCAGUCCGUCGACGCCUUCUUCACCCUGUACAACCGCAAGGAGAAGGAGGCCGCGGAGCUGGCCAAGAGGCUGCGCAACGAGCCUGACGAAGACGGGUUCGUCACGGUCACCAAGGGCAGCAGCCGCGCUGCGCCUGCAAGACUGGAUGAGGCUGAGGAGGCGCGGAGGAAGAUGUUGGAGAAGGAGCAGAGGAAGAAGGACGAGAUGGGCAACUUCUACAGGUUCCAGCUGCGCGAGAGGAAGAAGGCCGAGCAGGCCGAGCUGAUCAAGAAGUUUGAGGAGGAUCGGAAGAAGGUCCAGGCCAUGAGGCAGAAGCGGGGGAAGUUCAGACCUGAGACGUGA
Cryphonectria parasitica EP155 is the source of this 963-nucleotide messenger RNA. RefSeq lists its product as uncharacterized. Bases 1 to 963 code for a protein of 320 amino acids. Lineage: Eukaryota; Fungi; Ascomycota; Sordariomycetes; Diaporthales; Cryphonectriaceae. The record is from RefSeq and is a predicted model, not a curated record. Gene Ontology annotation, cellular component: UTP-C complex; CURI complex. The transcript has a single exon. Gene Ontology annotation, biological process: ribosomal small subunit assembly; rRNA processing.